UCUACAUCCGCCCCGGGUUUUCCAGGGCCGCCCGGGUCGAGGCCGGGGCCCGCGACUCCCACGCCGGGCUUUGCGCGCCGCCGCGGUCGGUCGGUCGGCCGGCGGGGCGGGGCGGGCGGCGAGAACAGGGAAGUUGUCGAAGUUCGGGGAGACGCCCGGGGCCGAGACUCGCCGAGGGCCUGCCCUCCGCCUCCGCCUCCUCCCCGCCCGAGCCCGGUCCGCGCGUCCUUCCUUCCCCUCCCGUGCAUGAUGGAAACACCAUGGCUGCGGCAGCCCAGCUCUCCCUGACACAGUUGUCAAGUGGGAAUCCUGUGUAUGAAAAAUACUAUAGACAGGUUGAUAGAGGCAACACUGGAAGGGUGUUGGCAUCAGAUGCUGCAGUGUUCCUGAAGAAAUCAGGACUUCCAGACUUGAUUCUUGGAAAGAUUUGGGAUUUAUCUGACACGGAUGGCAAAGGUAUCCUGAACAAACAAGAGUUCUUUGUUGCUUUGCGGCUUGUGGCAUGUGCCCAGAAUGGAUUGGAGGUUUCACUGAAUAGCCUGAACCUGGCUGUUCCUCCACCAAGAUUUCAUGAUUCCAGUAGUCCUUUGCUAACCGGUGGGACCCCAGCAGCUGAGCUCGCAUGGGCUGUGAAAUCUGAAGAUAAAGCCAAAUACGAUGCAAUUUUUGAUAGUUUAAGCCCAGUGGAUGGAUUUUUGUCUGGUGAUAAAGUGAAACCAGUGUUGCUCAACUCUAAGUUACCUGUGGAAAUCCUUGGAAGAGUUUGGGAAUUGAGUGAUAUUGACCAUGAUGGAAAGCUUGACAGAGAUGAGUUUGCAGUUGCCAUGUUUUUGGUAUACUGUGCACUGGAGAAAGAACCUGUGCCAAUGUCCUUGCCUCCAGCCUUGGUGCCACCGUCUAAGAGAAAAACGGGCAUUAUGUGACACAAAGAACUGUGGGAAGCUUUCAAAAGAUCAGUUUGCCUUGGCUUUUCACUUAAUCAAUCAAAAAUUAGUGAAGGGCAUUGAUCCUCCUCACAUUCUUACUCCUGAGAUGAUUCCACCAUCAGACAGGUCCAGUUUACAAACGAACAUCAUAGGAUCAAGUCCUGUUGCAGAUUUCUCUGCUAUUAAGGAACUAGAUACCCUUAACAAUGAAAUAGUUGACCUGCAGAGGGAAAAGAAUAAUGUAGAACAGGACCUUAAGGAGAAAGAAGACGCUAUUAAGCAGAGGACAAGUGAGGUUCAGGAUCUUCAAGAUGAAGUUCAAAGGGAGAGUGUUAAUCUGCAAAAACUACAGGCCCAGAAGCAGCAAGUCCAGGAAGUCCUGGAUGAACUAGAUGAGCAGAAAGCCCAGCUGGAGGAGCAACUCAAGGAAGUCAAAAAGAAAUGCGCCGAGGAGGCCAAGCUGAUCUCUUCCCUUAAAGCUGAAAUAACUAGUCAAGAAUCACAGAUCUCCACGUAUGAAGAAGAACUGGCCAAAGCUAGAGAAGAGCUUAGUCACCUACAACAAGAAACAGCACGAUUGGAAGACAGUGUGGAGUCAGGAAAGGCUCAGCUGGAACCUCUUCAACAGCACCUCCAAGAUUCACAACAGGAAAUCAGUUCAGUGCAGACGAGACUGAUGGAAAUGAAAGAUCUGGAGAAUCAUAGUAACCAAUCAAAUCGGUGCAGCAGCCCACACAGCACUCUUGUAAAUGGUGCUGCAGAUUAUUGUAGCCUCAGCACCAGCAGCAGUGAAACAGCUAACCUUAAUGAACAUGCUGAAAGCCAGAACAACUUAGAGUCCGAACCCAUUCACCAGGAGUCACCAGUGAGAAGUAGUCCUGAAAUACCACACUCUGAUGUGACUGAUGAAAGCGAAGCUGUGCCUGCAGCUGGUGAUGAACACGCUCGUCCCAGAUUCGACAGUGACAACCUUUCAAGACAGGAAGAUCCAUUUAAUGUAGAAUCAAGUUCACUGACAGAUCCAGUUGCAGAUACAAACUUGGAUUUUUUCCAGUCUGAUCCUUUUGUUGGCAGUGAUCCUUUCAAGGAUGAUCCAUUUGGAAAACAUGAUCCAUUUGGUGGUGAUCCUUUCAAAGGUUCAGACCCAUUUGCAUCUGACUGUUUCUUUAAGAAAUCUUCUACUGAUCCUUUUGCCACCUCAGGCAUUGACCCCUUCACUGCAUCCACCACCAGCAGUAAUACAUCGGUGGAAACUCUGAAACACAAUGAUCCUUUUGCUCCUGGUGGAACAGUUGUUGCAGCAAGUGAUUCAGGCACAGACCCUUUUGCUUCUGUUUUCGGGAAUGAAUCAUUUGGAGAUGGAUUUGCUGACUUCAGCACAUUAUCAAAGGUCAACAACGAAGAUCCUUUUAAUCCUACCACAUCAAGUUCUGCCAGCAGUAUAAUUAUUCCAAAACCUGUGUUUGAGGCGAUACCAGUCAAGAGUGAAGAUGUACCCCCAGCCCUGCCGCCAAAGAUUGGAACUCCAACGAGACCUUGCCCACCACCACCUGGGAAAAGAGCCAUCAACAAAUUGGAUUCUUCUGAUCCCUUUAAACCGAAUGAUCCAUUUCAGCCUUUCCCAGGCAAUGAUAGCCCCAAAGAAAAAGAUCCUGAUAUGUUUUGUGAUCCAUUCACUUCUACUACUACUACCAAUAACGAGGCUGAGCCAAGCAAUUUUGCUAACUUCAGUGCUUAUCCCUCUGAAGAGGAUAUGAUUGAAUGGGCCAAGAGGGAAAGUGAAAGAGAGGAAGAACAGAGGCUUGCCCGACUGAACCAGCAAGAACAAGAAGACUUGGAACUGGCUAUUGCACUUAGCAAAUCAGAGAUAUCAGAAGCAUGAAGUUUGUCCUUGUCAACAAUACAAUACUCCUUCCUGAAUACUGAAGCUAUUUACCAUGUGUAUCAAAACUACCUGUGAGCAUGGGGAUACAAAAGUUUUGAGAUUCCUAUAAAUGUGACAGAAGUCUAGUUUGUUGUUGUUAUUGUUGUUUAAAAAAAAAUAUUUCAAAUAGGUCUUAUUUUUUCUUCCAAAAGCAGUACCUGAUCAGACAGCUUCCCCUGGCCCCUGUUCCAGUGUGCGUCCACAGUGAGCUCUUGCCUGCUUAUGCUGCUUUUACCCGUGAAGCUAGAGCACCCAAGCUUCUGCCUUCUAGAAUCUGAAAGACGUAGUUUCACCCUGUGCUGCCCUUAUUCUGUAGUUGUUAUGAUAAGUCAUUGGUGUUCUUAAAAUCUGCAGGUAGUUUUCCCCUAAUUGAAUGACUUAAGGGGAGGGGAAGGGAAAGAACGUUCUAUUUCUUUUAUGAUUGGUAUAAAUUGGCUAGUUUAAAGUACAUUUUCAUAUGUCCUUAACAAAGAAAAUGUAAUUUGUUUUUUCACAGACAAGGAAAGAUAUUUGCAUAGAUCAACUCCACUAUGGAAAAAGGGAUACAUUAGGUUGACUCAUUAUAGCUUCAGACUCAAGUAAUUUCUAAAUAAAAAUAUUAAAUAGAUUUUUAAAAACAAUUUUCUCUGGACCUAAAUAAUUUUAAGAUCAACAGGUACCUCACCACAUGUUUGCUAAUCAACAAAAACAGUUUCUUACAAAUAAAAUUUUAAGGAAUGUUCAUUUUAAGUGCCACAUGUUAGAAAAAAAAUUAGAACUUAAAAUAUAACACGUCUUUGUAGAAACUUAACGCGCACCCAGUCUGCCUUUGCUUGCUGAACUGCUGUCCUUUAGUUCAUGAGAGGUGUGUUCUUGAACUUUGACAGGAGAAACUCCAGGAAGUUAGAAUUGGCAGAUACUUUGGUUUUUCACUAUUUGUUCUGUUUUCUUUAACGAAGGCCCAGCUACUUGAAAUGCCAACCCUUCCACUGACUGCAAGUGGAAGAACGUAUCUAGUGUUUUUUGUCCGUCUUUGUAGUUUAAAUUAGUUUAUUUAUGCAGCUCAUGGUUUUCUCCUAUAAAAUUGGCAACCUAGCAAAAAAAAAAUCUUUUUAAACUGAAAAAAAAAGGACCUGCCAAAUUAUAAGAACUCUUCCUUUGUUAAAAGCCCAUCUUCUUUUAAACUAGCAGUUGAAUUUGAAAUAGACUAUGAAGUAGACUGUAAAUUGUAAUCUUUUUUUUUAACUUGAGUUACUGAUUUAGAUAGCAUUUUCAAUACCAAGAUAAAAAUGCACCCACAAACCAAUUCUCUGGGUUACCAAGUCAAGGUGGUAUUGAGCUGUAUUAGUCAGAGUAACUUACUGCCUGGCCUACAAAUAAAUCCCACAGUGUCUAAAUCAGUUCAUCUUGAAAUGGUGCUUUCUUUCUUUCCACACACUAUCGAAUGGCUGGAAUUUAAAGCAAAUCUAAACCAUGUUCUUGCACUGCUAACUUUUUUCUACUUUUGUAAAUAGAAAUAUUUCAGCAUAAAAGUCAUACAUAUGAAGCAAGGGCUGAAUCAUAAUCACAGGCUUUAGUUUUGAUAAACUAAUCCAGUGACCUAAGUAUUGUUUGCAAAAGUUCCUUGAGAAGGUAGUGUUAGGAGUUGUACUAGAUGGUCUUUUCUGUUUCUUUUCCCCCUUUCUUCCCCUUACUCUUCAGGAAAAAGGUAAGUUGACUUGAAUAACCUUCUUCUGCACUGAGAAAAUGAACAAGUGUUUGAAAUGCUUUAAAAUUUUUUAAUUAAAAAAAUUCUGGAAAAUAUUAAAUAUCUGUAACUUAUAAACACCAACUUUUGAUGUAAUAAGUGCACCCAAAUCUUAUGUAUGUUUAACUGGAUUAUAUAGAUUCUUAUCUUUUUGUUAAGAUAUGUAUACUUAAUGGACCAAUAUAAUAUAAAAUAUGUACAUAUUAUAUAAAUAUGUCUCCUUGCUUGCUCAUGUAGGAUGGCUGUCUUAAGAGCCGUUCGUUAUGUUCUGUGGUAUUAGACCCCGGCCCCAGAGCCUGGACGACGUUCUAACCAUCUUUUACCUGCUCACUCAGCUUCACCUGAGCACUCUUCAUAGGAUUUUUUCAUGUUUCAAACUUAUAAGUUACAGUCUGUAAUUAUGAGAAUAAUAGAUUUUAAGAAAUAAAAGGGUAUACUACAUA
Molecule: messenger RNA, 5019 nt
Organism: Nannospalax galili (Upper Galilee mountains blind mole rat)
Lineage: Eukaryota; Metazoa; Chordata; Mammalia; Rodentia; Spalacidae
Gene: Eps15
Product: epidermal growth factor receptor pathway substrate 15
Biological process (GO): endosomal transport; endocytosis
Cellular component (GO): plasma membrane; clathrin coat of coated pit; cytoplasm
Molecular function (GO): cadherin binding; calcium ion binding
Source: RefSeq, a predicted model, not a curated record